This is a messenger RNA of Neurospora crassa OR74A, 2141 nucleotides long. RefSeq lists its product as hypothetical. Gene Ontology annotation, biological process: regulation of DNA-templated transcription; chromatin organization. The record is from RefSeq and is a predicted model, not a curated record. Lineage: Eukaryota; Fungi; Ascomycota; Sordariomycetes; Sordariales; Sordariaceae. Bases 545 to 1645 code for a protein of 366 amino acids. The transcript is spliced from 4 exons. Gene Ontology annotation, cellular component: NuA4 histone acetyltransferase complex; nucleus; Rpd3S complex.
CUCGCAACCUCUCAAAAUCUACACUCACCAACAUCACUCCCCUCCCUCUGCUCGCCAACACACUUUGGGCGCUUUUCAUCACCAGCACCGUUUCGGAUCUCAGCAGCUUGUCACAGUCACUGGAUUUGGAACACACGCAACUGUCUGCGCAACCUUGUUCCGCUCUCACAAGGGAGAAGCUGCAAAUUUCUCAUUCGUCCUUCCUCUUGUCAUCAUCGUCAGCCGCCUCCUGCUGGUCCUCGUGUCCGUCCACCUUCCAUCAUCCUCUCACCUUUGUCCGGAUUACGCGGCAUCCUUGGCCGGUCACAGAAUCACCUGGAAAUCUACAUUUCGCCUUCGCUUGGGCUAUUUGAAUCUCAGUCAGGGAGAGCAAGCGGCGAGUUUCGGGCAAAUAUCACCACAUCAACACACCAUCAGAUCUCUCCCCAUCAUCCCUUUGUGGAGAGACGGCUCUAAAUCCCCCAAUUCCAUCAUCGCCGUUGCAUUCCUCGCUUGGCAUCAGAAGAUCAUAUUAUAUAUUUCGAGAUUGCCACAAGUCAUCACCAUGUCGCGCUCCAUGCGUAGCCAUGGCCGGGAUUGGGACGACGACACCCCGAGUCGCAGCUCCUUGAUAAGCUCGUUCGCAGCCUGCGAAGCGCGAUGGUCCAAGCUAGCAGAGCCGGCAGAUCGUCUGAUGCGACUGCCCAACAAACUCACAUCAACCUACGUCGACCGCUAUGGGCGGACGACGUUCGACGAUACCUACGCACUGGGCUGGACAUCAACGCGGCCACCGCCCAUCGGCCAUAACCACCCCAAAAUCAUCAGGGCAAGGAAUAACGGCAACUGGUCCGAGAAGUUAGAGGCAUACUAUAGCGAGCUACCACCAAACUAUAACAUUCCUUUGGCUGGUCAGGCUUGCAAGAAGGCCGAUGAAGACUGGAGUUCGCGCAGCUCAACACGAGUCGCGACGCCUUUUAGAGUAGAUUUUGGACCUUUCACCAUCCUCCUCGAGGCACUCGCCAAGAUACGCAAGCCUAGGGAGCCGACUGCAGGGAAGAAGAUGUGGGAAUGCCGUUUCACACCGAAGGACGUGGAAAAGGAGAAAGAGGACAACUUCCACAACCGACCAUCCAUCAAACUCCCGCUACCAGAUCACGUCAAGGCGUUGCUUGUCGACGACUGGGAAAAUGUCACCAAGAACCAGCAGCUGGUGCCUAUUCCCCAUGUCCACCCUGUCGACGAGAUCCUGAAGGACUACCUCGAGCAUGAGCGUCCCAACCGGGUACCAGAGUCGCCACAGAUGGAUAUUCUCGAGGAGACCGUUGCUGGGUUGCGCGAGUACUUUGACAGGUGUCUAGGUAGGAUCCUUCUCUAUCGCUUUGAGCGCGCACAAUACCACGAGCAGCACUUGAUCUGGACUGCCGGCACGGACGAGAAGCAUAAGAGCGCCUCCGACACUUAUGGCGCUGAGCACCUCGCUCGUUUACUGGUAUCCCUUCCAGAACUCGUCGCCCAAACAAACAUGGACCAGCAAUCAGUCAACCGCCUCCGCGAGGAGCUUAUUAAGUUCACCAACUGGUUCAGCCGCCACACGACCAAGUACUUUGUCAGCGAGUACGAGACACCCAGCCAGGAGUAUGUGGACCAAGCUAGAAGCGUUUAGGAAUCUUCUUUUGGCCAUAUUCCGAGGGAGGUGUUGGAAGAGAUGAAAGCAAAACGGAAAGCAGAAGCUUUGUCCGAAGCUCAGGGGGCGAAGAGCUCGAAGAAGAAGACCCGUUGAGGUGAUUUCAUCUUCCUGCGUUUAGCUGUUUUGUCGGGUUGUGCAAUGAUGUCGAGGCGGUGACUUCUUACCUCCUGAAGGAUAAAGUUUGUACGGGUGUGGAUGUCACUGAGUCGAAGUUCGGUUUAGGUGCGGUUGUGGUUCCGGGUAAGGCUGGAGGAUGGCGAGAUCAGACAGACACCAGUCAGUGGGUUAUGGUCUUGCUACGGACGGAGGGCAGUUGAGUGCCUGGCUCCCUCUUUUCUUUUUUCUUCUCUAGAUCAUGUUGGUCUGUCGCUUUGAUUAUGUGGUUGUGGCUUGAUAGCUCCUUUUGGGCGCGGAUGGCCGGCGUUUGUGUCUUGCUUCUUUUUUUUCCUUUUAAUUCAUUUGAGGUUGAGAG